AUGCUCUCAUUGAAAACUAUUUCCGCUAGUCUUCUAGCUACCUUUCUCACCUCUCAAGGAGUUCAAGGGUUUACUACGGCUUGCAUAUAUGACUCGUACAAAUGCGGUGUCACCCUAUCAGGAACUGCUUAUGGUUACAAUGACACUGAGCUUAUAACCGCUGUCAAUGCUACCACAGUCAUUCCGCCGCUUACUAUUGCGCAGUUGAGCCAAACAAUCUUCAGGUGUGCAGAUACUUCAGGAACCAUUGUCGCAAACGCGUUUUGUAUAAAUGGCUGCCAAGAUCUUGAGCCCCAUAAUGGCGCUACCUCUAAUGAUCAGUGCACUAUUUAA
This is a messenger RNA of Talaromyces proteolyticus, 333 nucleotides long. RefSeq lists its product as uncharacterized. The transcript has 2 exons. NCBI's taxonomy places the organism in Eukaryota, Fungi, Ascomycota, Eurotiomycetes, Eurotiales, Trichocomaceae. The coding region runs from base 1 to 333 and encodes 110 amino acids. The record is from RefSeq and is a predicted model, not a curated record.